Phalaenopsis equestris is the source of this 528-nucleotide messenger RNA. Its product is annotated as probable calcium-binding protein CML30. The transcript has a single exon. The record is from RefSeq and is a predicted model, not a curated record. Gene Ontology annotation, molecular function: calcium ion binding. NCBI's taxonomy places the organism in Eukaryota, Viridiplantae, Streptophyta, Magnoliopsida, Asparagales, Orchidaceae. The coding region runs from base 1 to 528 and encodes 175 amino acids.
AUGGAGAAGCUAACUGCAGAGGUUAAUUUAUGGUUCUUCGGCUUAGAGUCAAUGUUCUUCCUCCUCACUUUUUCUCGAAAACUCUGUUCAAAAAUCCUAUCUUUUCUCACAUCGCCUUCAAAGAACAUUCGAAGCAGAUCGGAGAACAGAGCAGAACCCAAAACAGAGGAUCAAAUCAGCAUCAGCACAGAAGACAUAACUAAAGUAAUGGAAACCUUAGGCCUCCCUUUCCAUGACAAUGAAUUCAUGAAGAAGACGGCAUGGAAGGCAGAAGAAAUUUCAGCUCUGUUUCAGGAUCAAGAACCCAGCUUGGAAGAAGCAAAGGAAGCUUUCUCUGUUUUUGACGAUAAUGGCGACGGCUUUGUGAAUGCAGAGGAGUUGCGGAGAGCUUUCUGUAAAUUGGGAUUUAGAGGAGGAGGGUUAGAGUUGGAUUCAUGCAAGAAGAUGAUUGAUUUAUAUGACGAGGAUGGAGAUGGGCUCAUAGGAUUUGAUGAUUUUGUUAAGUUGGCAGAGAGCAGCUUUUGCUAA